Messenger RNA from Colletotrichum godetiae, 1581 nucleotides. RefSeq lists its product as uncharacterized. NCBI's taxonomy places the organism in Eukaryota, Fungi, Ascomycota, Sordariomycetes, Glomerellales, Glomerellaceae. The record is from RefSeq and is a predicted model, not a curated record. The annotation marks the transcript as partial. Gene Ontology annotation, biological process: DNA-templated transcription. The transcript has 2 exons. Gene Ontology annotation, molecular function: zinc ion binding; DNA binding.
UUUGUAGGUGAUUUGAAUCCGGAGGGCGCGUUUCUAGCCGAUAGCCCCGCAACAAGUCGCGGUCAUGCCGAGUCCAACGCCGUGGGCGUCUGGUAUUCUCGCAGAAACAACGGCGAUAGCCUCACUCCAGAACUUGCAUCGGCAGUAUCGGUAGACUAUGAGGUACACCAGUUCCUCGCCGUAUUACCGAAAAAGGAGAGUUACGACCACCUUGAGAAGAUCUACAUUCGAGAUGUUCACCGUAUCCUUCCCGCCAUGAAUCUCGACAUACUCCGAGCGUCAACAUCAACGAUAUCCCAAGUUCUCUGCAAACAAGCCAUAUGCCUAGCUGCCGGCUCGAAUCCGAGCGCCAGGCCUUACCUGACACUCGGACAAGACUCAUCGGCAGUCUUAAGCUAUUCAGAAUUCGCCCUCCGUCUUUCCUCGGCCAUCCGGAAAGCACUCGGCCUCGGCCUAGUCAAGGACCGAGUCCAAGCCGUGGCCAUCAUGGUGAUUCUCUCCCUGUACACCCACUUCUCGCAAGACCGCCAUCUGUCUGCCGAGCUGGCGGCACAGGCCGUCAGCAAUGCCCAGACAGUGGGACUUCACCUCCAAAAUCCGCCGGCGAGGUCCGAGGAUCCGGCGUACUUGACGCGGCUAUUCUGUUGUGUCUGGGCCAUGGAUCAGCUCAACGCAGCUUUCCACGGACGACCGGUGAUGAUACACGAAAGAGACCUAGGGCGUGACAUGGAGGAGUGUCUUCGAGAGCAAGACAGCUGCUUCCGACUCUUCCUCGAAAUUGUGGUCUUGCUCGGAUGUAUCAUCGACCUAUAUCGGCCGGCAGUAAAGAAUACGGGCUGCGUUGUCAUGGAGGAUUUUCCAAGCUUUGAUAGCCUCGUCGAAAAGGCACACGCUCUGGGCGUGGAAUCCCGCCUCUUAGCUUCCAUGGAACUUCUCUAUCACGGUAUCGGCAUAUUAUCAUGUCGGAUACCUGUUGGUUCAACAAGAUCUGAGCACUUAUCACUAGCGCUCAAUCGACAGGCUCUCUCCGCUAUCAAGAUUACAACCAUUAUUGAGGACUACGGUAAUUCAUUAUCGCAUAUCACUUUCGUGCCAUACGCCGUAUCUCUAUCCCUGCGGGUCGCAUAUCGAGAACUACGAUCAUCCAAGGUGCCAAUGUUAACGGCAAGAUCCCGGCGUCAGCUCCAGUCAACUUGCAAGACGCUCCGUGGAAUGAGCAGCAUGUUCAGGUCUGCGCAGGUCAUGGUUGACCUAGCCGAACAAGUGAUUCAGGAGAUAGAUCAAGUCUGCACCAACGCCUUGAAUGAGCAGAACGCGGUUGGUUCAACAAAUGCGCCGAAUACCCCUCGGCAGGACCAAGCAGCACCACAUGUCGCACCCACCGUGGGCUGCAGCAAUGUUGAUGACGGAAACCACCCGCCAAACAGUGAGCUGAUGCCGGUCUUUGACCCUUCACUCUUUGAGGGGCCUGCAGGUUUCGAUGUUUUCGAGUUCUUCGACCCCGGCGAUCUCAAUGCGAUCGAUGCCAUCUUGGGAGGGGAUGCUCCACCAGGAAUUGGGCCGAUGGGUUCAUUCAUUUGA